AUUGCAGCGACGGUGUUACCUAUGAAACUGCUCCAGAUGUCUGAUCGAAAAAUGGAAACCCGAGUUUUGCAGCAAAUGCUCCAGACGACGGCCCAGGCCGUCGCCCGAAUCCAACGUGAGCUUGAGAUUGGUGGAUCACCACAACCGGUACGCGAGAACCGUGUCUUAUCUUUUCACUCUAUCAUCAGAAUCCCGUUUUUGCAACCCUAUUAAGGUCACUGAUCAGCAAAACCAGCCUCGACGUCAAAAUAGGGCGAAUGUUGCGGCAACCGACGUCAGCGCCCAUGAAGAACUUGGCGAGGUACUGCAUAACUUCUGUCUGGAAGUGGUGACAGCCAUUGGUGUCCAACCAAUACAAAGAGCGGUGCACGGCCUUUUGAUCAGAGGGCCGCCAUAUAGCACGCCGAGCCUUCCUUCGACCGGGAAUGUGGGUUGCGCCCCCUAGGCUUCGUCGCUUGGAAACAUUUGUUGACGUAAAAUGAAGAAGCGAAAGCAGGGCGAUGAAGACCGACCGCCUAGACCAGGAAAGCAGACACGGAUUGAUUGCAUCCGUAGCAGCGGAAGGUGUGUCCAUUUUGAUCAUGUGUUCGAUGACGGCCAUGCACAGAGAAAGAAAACAUUAGUGCAGCACCCAAAAGUGCCUGGUAGAUGGUACAUUCUCCGAUGCGAUGAACAUGACAUCGACUUUGGACACAAGGCAUUCCUUCGCGCAGGGGCGCAUCUCAGUAGUGCACAACACGGGCGCCUGUCUCGCGACUCGGAAGUCGUCAUUGAGCACUUCGGUACCGAGGUCUUGAACUGUGACGAGGACCUGGCGGCUAUGAACAAUGCGUCUGGUCACACAGUGUUGUGCAAGAAGCGCAAGCACAAGCGACUGUCUGCGAGGAUGGCCCAGAAGCGACGCAAGUGUGUUGAGUAUGCUCCGCUAGCCUACCCAAGCGCUGGUCAGCUAUAUCGUGGACUUUGGGGCAAAGGAAAGAAAAGCUGGGCUGUCUUGGUUCUACCCACUGAGGGCAUUGGAGAGGUCGGCAUGUCCGGCUCAAUGGAGUCUCUCGGCCUAACCAAGGCGAUACCGCCGUGUUACAUCUAUGAUGAGCGAACAAGGGCGUUUAGUUGGGCUGAAGGGUACGAAGAUGGGGGUCCAAAAACUGCGGAGCGCAAAUUUCCGGUUGCCUACUUCAGCGGCUCAGGCUUUCCAGAAAAAAGUACCGUGGGAUGGUUGGGUGCUAAGGACCUCGCGCCACUCGAUGUAGGGAACUUGGACAGCGUUGGUAUCCCGCAUGCAGAGAUGGUACGUGAGUACCUUCGACAGCGAAAUGCUGCUCCGGCAGCCGUGACGGACCUCGAAGUCUGCACUGCUUUCAUUAGUAAGUUUCCAAUAUCCUCAAGCUGCUCUUUACUCAUGCCCUCCCUGCGCCGGACACUUGGAAAACUACAAACUGCUCCUCAUCCCCUGUCUUCCCAACGACGCGACAGCCGACGCCCGCAUCCAAGACUGCGGAUGCAUCUACACCGAUUAUCCCUGAACCGACCAGUUAUGCCCACCAUCAAGCCAUUGCGUCACCGAGCCAUGAUAUUCAAAGCAUGCACAAGUCCCCGGGUCAAUCUUUGCUGGGUCCUGGAGGGGGGCAAGUUGAGGUCAUUGACUUGACAAUGGAAGCCUCUGAAUCAUCAACAGGGGGGAGCAGGUGCGUUGAAUACACCACGGAGCCAAGAUCUAGAGACAAGCUUACCCUGAACAGCCCCGUUCUUUC
Emericellopsis atlantica is the source of this 1754-nucleotide messenger RNA. RefSeq lists its product as uncharacterized. The record is from RefSeq and is a predicted model, not a curated record. Bases 479 to 1651 code for a protein of 390 amino acids. The transcript has a single exon. Lineage: Eukaryota; Fungi; Ascomycota; Sordariomycetes; Hypocreales; Bionectriaceae.